UUUGAGACGGAGUCUUGCUGUCGCCCAGGCUGGAGUGCAGUGGUGCCAUCUCGGCUCACUGCAGGCUCCGCGCCCCAGGGUUCAUGCCAUUCUCCUGCCUCAGCCUCCCGCAUAGCUGGCACUACAGGCGCCCGCCACCUCGCCCGGCUAAUUUUUUGUAUUUUUAGUAAAGAUGGGGUUUCACCGUGUUAGCCAGGAUGGUCUCGAUAUCUUGACCUCGUGAUCUGCCCGCCUCGGCCUCCCAAAGUGCUGGGAUUACAGGCUUGGCCACUGCGCCCGGCCUAUGUGAUAUAUGAUUAUAUCAGUAAAGCUGGUUUUUUUUUUAAAAAAGGAAAAUAAUUAAGUUGAAAACUUAAGAACUUCUAAACAGCCUACUUAAGAUAAUUAGAAUGGAGUUAUUUCAGUAUUAAAUUGUGUAAAAUUUAACUAUUUAAUGUACUCUCAGACAAAAUUAUUUAAUUAUUUUAAAACUUUCUCUUUGACCCACAUUCUUAAAUGGCUGCAGGAAACCCAAGGACCAAGUGUAAGUAUAUAUCACCUUCGUUUUUGCAGUCUUUUUACCCAGUAUCCAGCAGUAUUAAAAUUUUGGUUGCCUUCAGUUAACCAUUUCUAAAUUAAAUACCUAAAUAUUAUGGGGGGGGAGUUCUGUUGUAAAACUGUAGUAUGAAUACUGACUUUAAUUUUUAUUUUUAAGAUUUUUGCAUUUUAAUGUCUGUUAAGGAAAUACAAUAAAAAAUUUUAACAGGUAGACUUAAUGUAUAGUUUAGUUGUGAAACUGUAAAUAAAGAAAUGAUAAAACCCUUUCUUUUUUUUUUUUUUUUUUGAGAUGGAGUCAUUCUGUCGCCCAGGCUGGAGUGCACUGGUGCAAUCUCAGCUCAGUGGAACCUCUGCCUCCUGGGUUCAAGUGAUUCUCCUGCCUCAGCCUCCCAAGUAGCUGGAAUUACAGGCAUGCACCACCACACCUGGCUAAUUUUUGUAUGUUUAGUAGAGAUGGGCUUUCACCAUGUUGGUCAGGCUGGUCUCGAACUCCUGACCUCAAGUGAUCCACCUACCUUGGCCUCCCAAAGUGCUGGGAUUAUAGGCGUGAGCCACCGUGCCCAGCCUACCUUUUCCUUUUUAAGAAGGUCCAGCUUAAAAAAUGUGUCUGACCUUUUUGUGAUGGGAGGAGCUCUUGUUUUAGAAUCUGCAGCUCUCUUGCACUGGCUAGAGAGGGAAGGUUACGGCCCUUUAGGAAUGACUGGAAUAUCCAUGGGAGGACACAUGGCUUCCUUAGCGGUAUCCAACUGGCCUAAGCCCAUGCCAUUGAUUCCAUGCCUGUCUUGGUCCACAGCAUCUGGGGUCUUCACUACGACAGAUUCUUUCAAAAUGGGACAAGAGUUUGUGAAACACUUCAGUAGCAGUGCAGACAAGCUAACUAACCUUAAUCUGGUUUCCAGAACUUUAAAUUUAGACAUAUCAAACCAAGUAGUAUCCCAAAAACCUGCUGACUGCCAUAAUUCUAGUAAAACAUCUGUCAGUGCGACAUCAGAAGGACUCUUAUUGCAAGAUACCUCUAAGAUGAAGUGCUUCAAUCAAACACUUUCAACCAACAAAAGUAGUUAUACAAGUCGCAACGCUCAGUCAUACCACCUGCUUAGUAAAGAACAAAGAAGAAACAGUCUUCGGAAAGAAUCUUUAAUAUUUAUGAAAGGAGUCAUGGAUGAAUGUACUCACGUAGCAAAUUUCUCAGUCCCAGUUGAUCCAAGCCUCAUUAUAGUGGUUCAAGCCAAAGAAGAUGCCUAUAUUCCACGAACAGGAGUUCGAAGUUUACAAGAAAUUUGGCCUGGUUGUGAAAUCCGAUACUUAGAAGGGGGUCAUAUUAGUGCUUAUCUUUUUAAACAAGGACUCUUCAGACAAGCCAUCUAUGAUGCAUUUGACCGCUUCCUCCAUAAAUACGCUAACUAAUUGGAUUAUUAUAUGUAACCAGUGUGGCCAUGAUGUUUCUUACAAAAGGGAGCUUCAUCCUAUGAUCAUGUGAAGGACAAGCAGACAGCACUAAUAUAUCUAAUCGCUAUCAAUGUAGUCUGGAAUUCAUUGUUACACAUCAGUUAACUAUAAACUUUGAAUACAUUCGAAUAAUUUCAAGAUAAUAUUUGAAGUAGAUAAUGUUAAAGUGUUUUUAUUAUUGUUUAUUGGAAUCCCAUAUAUUCAAUUUUAGUCUGUUGUUACUAUUUAUGAAAAACUAAAUUUUUAAUCAUGAAUAAUUAAAUUAAAUAAAUUUAUUAAUAGAAACUUUUCUGGGUUUUAAUAAAAUUGCUAAAUCAAACCAAGAUUUUAAUAUAUCAGCAUUUACUUUGUACCCUUAUAACAUUUCACUAUUGACUUGAUUUGAGAAACAUGUUUAUUUUUUUAAUGUUCUUGUGUUCAACUAAUUUUCUGCUGUGGAAAUAAAUACUUAUGAUAUAUAAAAUCAGUGUUAACUUUGAAUUCUAAAAUAAUCCUGAUAGCUUCAUAGAUAAGUGCUUUUCUUUUUCUUUUUUUUUUCUUUUAACAUGUACCUCUACUUGAAUGUAAGUGCUUUUAAUAAUCAAAGUGAGUGGCAGGGUGCGGUGGCUCACGCCUGUAAUCCCAGCACUGGGAGGCUGAGGUGGGCAGAUUACCUGAGGUUGGGAGUUCAAGACCAGCCUGACCAAUAUGGAGAAAUCCCCUCUCUACUACAAAUACAAAAAAUUAGCCAAGCAUGGUGGCGAAUGCCUGUAAUCCCAGAUACUCAGGAGGCAGAGGCAGGAGUAUCACUUGAACCCGGGAGGCAGAGGUUGCGGUGAUCCGAGAUCACACCAUUGCACUCCAGCCUGGGCAACAACAGUGAAACUCCGUCUCAAAAUAAUAAUAAUAAUAAUCAAAAUGAAUGUUCUGCAGAUAAAAUGCAUUAGACUUUGCUAGACUAAAACUUUACUAAAGAUUAGGGUUUUAAAAAAAUGCCAGUAGGCCGAGUGCGGUGGCUCACGCCUGUAAUCCCAGCAGUUUGGGAGGCUGAGGUGGGCGGAUCACAAGGUCAGGAGUUUAAGACCAGCCUGGCCAACAUGGUGAAACCCCAUGUCUACUAAAAGUACAAAAAAAUUAGCCGGGCAUUGUGGCGUGUGCCUGUAAUCCCAGCUACUCAGGAGGCUGAGGCAGGAGAAUUGGUUGAACCAAGGAGGAGGAGGUUGCACUGAGCUGAGAUUGCGCCACUGCACUCCAGCCUGGGCAACAGAGCAAAACUCCAUCUCAAAAAAAAAAAAAAAAAAAAAUUAGCCACGCAUGGUGGCAGGCACCUGUAAUCCCAGCUACUCGGGAGGCUGAGGCAGGAGAAUUGCUUGACCCCAGGAGGCAGAAGUUGCAGUGAGCGGAGAUCGCACCACUGCACUCCAGCCUAGGAGACAGAGCAAGACUCUGUCUCAAAACAAAACAAAAUGCCAAGCUUAUUUCUCCCUACUAAAAAGUUUCAAUUCACAAAAAUGGAAACAUUGGAAGACCUGUUGCAUUAACUGAUGGAGUGCAAUGGCAUGAUCUUGGCUCACUGCAACCUCCACCUCCCAGGUUCAAGCGGUUCUCCUGCCUCCACCUGAGUAGCUGAGAUUACAGGUGCCCGCCACCAUGCCUGGCUAAUUUUUGUAUUUUUAAUAGACAUGAGGUUUCACCAUGUUGGCCAGGCUGGUCUCGAAUUCCUGACCUCAAGUGAUAUGCCUGCCUUGGCCUCCCAAAGUGCUGGGAUUAUAGGCGUGAGCCACCACACCCGACCUGAUAUUUUAUUUUUGUUUUUUUAAUUACAUUUUUUUAUGUGCUUAUUCUUUGGAUUGCUAACCAUCUAACUACCCAAAUACUUAACAGCUUUGGCUUUUAAUUUCAAAAUUUAAUAGACACAUAUGUAAUUGAUUUGUCCCAUAUAAUCUUUAUUUUACAGAAAAUAUUUAAAGUUUUAUGUAAUAGCUAUUAACUCUCUUAAAUGGGGUUUAUAUGGCUUGAUUUGGUGCUUUCUUUUUAUGUUAAACUUCUCUAGCUGUCAGCUAAAAUGUUAAAAAAGUGGAAAAUAUUUUAGGGUAUUGUGUGAAGUUUUACAGUAGGUAUAUUUGAGUUUUGUUUGAAAUCUGUGUUGGCCGUGAAUUAUUUUUAAAUAGGGAUUCUUAGUCUACUAGCGAUAUUUGAAUUAUAAUGUGCCUUUGCAGUCUUUUUAAAGGAGAUUUCAUUUGUCACCUCUAAUGCCUCUAUCAUCUUAAUUUUUUACAAAUAUUUAAAAAUUAUUAAUGUGAAGUUAUUGAUGGUAGACAAAGUAGUAACUUCUUUCAAACUACUUUGGCACAACAAGCCAACACUGUACAGCUCUUUGAGCUAUAAGCAAUUUUACAUGUUCAGAUGAGAACCUUUAGUUUUAACCAAAAGUAUAACAUCUACUAAAGUUCUUCCACAAAAUACUAUUUAAAAUAAAACUUGUCAACUGAAUUACGAUUUUCUUAUAUUAUGUAUAUAGUGAGGUUAUAUGAUUGAAUGCUUUUUGAACAAUGGUUUUAGUAAAACCAAUACUUUAUUAUUGUUCACAUAAACAUUUCUUACUAAGCAAUAAUGUACUAUGUUGUGUGAAUUUCUGUUGUUAAAAAAAUGAAAUUUUGAUUUAGUUUUAAUUAAUUCUUAGGCAUAACUAACUUUUCCCAAAUAAAGUGUGAAAUAAAGUAUUUUUAAAAUUUCUUCUCUUAACCAGAUGUUUUAAGAAUAUAUACCUAGGCCGGGUGCAGUGGCUCACACCUGUAAUCCCAGCACUUUGGGAGGCCGAGGUGGGGGGACCACCUGAGGUCAGGAGUUUGAGACUAGCAUGACCAAUAUGGAGAAACCCUGUCUCUAUUAAAAAUACAAAAUUAAAAAAAAAAAAAAAUUAGCCAGGCGUGGUGGCACAUGCCUGUAAUCCCAGCUACUCAGGAGGCUGAGCCAGGAGAAUCACUUGAACCUGGGAGACGGAGGUUGCAGUAAGCCGAGAUUGUGCCAUUGCACUCCAGCCUGGGCAACAAGAGUAAAACUCUGUCUCAAAAAAUAUAUAUAUAUCCCUAAAACUACCUCAGUUGAAGAAUUCAAAGUGCAAAAUAACUUUUCUUAGAAUUUUUAAAUCUAUUCCCCCCAAAAUGGUGGCUUAAGUAUUCUCAAAUACAUAAAUAUACACAUAUAUGUAUAUGUAUACGUUAUAUAUAUAUAUACGUAUAUGUAUAUAUAUAUAUACGUAUAUACAUAUAUACACACACAUACAUAUAUAUACACACAUACGUAUAUAUAUAUAUAAAAUCUCAAAGAAGUGCGGUCUGCCAUUUGUCUGCCAUUUUGAAGAUUUAGGUACUACAUAAAAUAUUAGAAAUUAAUUUAGACCAGAGUUGUAAACUGGUAGUUCACAUAGGCCAGUUUGACCCACAGUUAUUUUAUUGGAUGUACAUAAUAUUUCAAAAAUGUUUGAAUUUGAAAAGUCUUUUGAUUGGGUAUGCAUUCCCCAGUUUGCCACAGCCUACUGGACUUCCCUCUUACAUCAGACAACUUCUCUACUUUGUAGUUCCUGCUCAGCCCUGAAGACCUCUAAGUUUGAGACCCCUGAUUUAGAUCUGUAAUUAGAAAAAGCUUCUGAAUUUCAUGAUUUGCUAAUGUAAUUACUAUUAAGUCAUUUUAGCAUGUGCAUUUUAGAUUCCUUCUUUGUAUUUUUGUAAUGUGGUGCUUUCUCUCACAAAGAUAAUUGAAUUGUUAACAGUGUAAUUAAAAUUUUAAAAAUCAUUUCCAAAUCUUUUAUUAUAUUUCACAAUAAAAGUCUAUUUAAAAAGCUAA
Messenger RNA from Pongo pygmaeus (Bornean orangutan), 5811 nucleotides. RefSeq names its product abhydrolase domain containing 18 (gene ABHD18). The transcript has 6 exons. Bases 949 to 1944 code for a protein of 331 amino acids. The record is from RefSeq and is a predicted model, not a curated record. Lineage: Eukaryota; Metazoa; Chordata; Mammalia; Primates; Hominidae.